Danio aesculapii is the source of this 3571-nucleotide messenger RNA. It is a transcript of the gene pparda, whose product is annotated as peroxisome proliferator-activated receptor delta a. Gene Ontology annotation, molecular function: zinc ion binding; RNA polymerase II cis-regulatory region sequence-specific DNA binding; nuclear receptor activity. The record is from RefSeq and is a predicted model, not a curated record. The transcript is spliced from 8 exons. NCBI's taxonomy places the organism in Eukaryota, Metazoa, Chordata, Actinopteri, Cypriniformes, Danionidae. Gene Ontology annotation, biological process: negative regulation of inflammatory response; cell differentiation; regulation of lipid metabolic process. Bases 156 to 1640 code for a protein of 494 amino acids. Gene Ontology annotation, cellular component: nucleus.
CGCGCCGUCGGGACUCCCGUAUGAAGAUGAAGAGCGUCCCGGUAAACAUGAAGUACUCCCGCGCUGGAAAAUAACGCCAACGGAAGGAAUUAACGGGCCUUUCGGGGGGAGAGAUCUGUGAAAAAGAGCUGUGAUGAGGGCAGCGGCGGCGGCUCAUGAGUGUGUGUGAGAUGGACAGGAGACACGUUCUGGCCCUCGGGCGCCGAUUACCCAGAAACCCCGGCUCAGUGGGCGGAGUCUGCAUGGACCCCAGAGACUCCUCCCCCUGCAGCAGUCAAGGGGAGGGGUCUGAGGACCAGCGUCUGGAGGAUGUGCUGUGCGAGCUGGGGGAGGGGGCGGAGCUUAACCUGGAGUCUGAGGGGGGCGAGGCUCUGCAGGGGGAGGAGCUUAGCUGGGAGACGAGCCGGCAAGAGGAGCAGAGCAACACUAGUUCAGCCAGUCCUGAGCGCAGCAGCGCCUCCACAGAUCUCUCCACAGCUCUCUCCGAGCAGCUCCUGCGGGGUCGUGAGGAGGUCUCGGGGAUCAACAUGGAGUGUCGGAUCUGUGGAGAUCGAGCCUCUGGCUUUCACUACGGCGUCCACGCCUGCGAGGGCUGCAAGGGAUUUUUCCGCAGGACCAUUCGUAUGAAGCUGGAGUACGAGAGAUGCGAGCGCAGCUGUAAGAUCCAGAAGAAGAGUCGCAAUAAAUGCCAGUUCUGCCGCUUUCAGAAGUGCCUGAUGCUCGGGAUGUCUCAUGACGCAAUCCGCUACGGCCGGAUGCCAGAGGCGGAGAAGCGUAAGCUUGUCGCGGGUCUGCUAGCUGGAGAAAAGGGCUCUCAGAGCUCCAGCGAGUCAGAUCUGAAGACUAUGGCCAAACGGGUCAACAACGCCUACCUGAAGAACCUGAACAUGACCAAGAAGAAGGCCAGAAACAUCCUGACUGGCAAGACCAGCGCCAGCGCGCCGUUUGUGAUCCACGACAUGGACUCUCUGGUGCAGGCGGAAAACGGGCUGGUCUGGAAUCAGGUGAUCCAUGGAGCUCCGCCCAAUAAGGAGAUCGGAGUUCACGUGUUUUACCGCUGUCAGUGCACGACCGUGGAGACCGUACGAGAGCUGACCGAGUUCUCCAAGAGCAUCCCGGGCUUCAUCGACCUCUUCCUCAACGACCAGGUGACGCUGCUGAAAUACGGCGUCCACGAGGCCAUCUUCGCUAUGCUGCCGUCACUCAUGAAUAAAGACGGGCUGCUGGUUGCGAACGGACGGGGAUUCGUGACGAGAGAGUUCCUCCGCAGUCUGCGCAAACCCUUCAGCGAGAUCAUGGAGCCCAAGUUUGAGUUCGCGGUCAAGUUUAACGCACUGGAGCUGGACGACAGUGACCUCGCUCUGUUCGUCGCGGCAAUCAUCCUGUGUGGAGAUCGUCCAGGCCUUAUGAAUGUCCAUCAGGUGGAGAAGAUCCAGGACGGCAUCCUCCAGUCCCUGAAUCAGCACCUGCAGCUCAAUCAUCCCGACGGACGCUUCAUCUUCCCCAGACUGCUGCAGAAGCUGGCGGACCUGCGGCAGCUAGUGACGGAGAACGCUCAGCUGGUGCAGAAGAUAAAGAAGACGGAGUCCGAGACCUCGCUGCAUCCGCUACUGCAGGAGAUCUACAGGGACAUGUACUGACUGCCUGUCCAAUCAACCGUGGAUAUACCAUCCAGAGAAACGAUUAUUUCUACGCAAAAUGAGGAUUUCGAACUGAACUCUUAAAAAGAGACCGAGUAUUCUGCAGUGGAGUGGUGAGUUUGUGCAGGUCAUCAGUGAAACUGGUUCACACCAAACGCAAAGUUAAAAUCGCGCGAUUGAUAUAGAUUUCUCGCGGGAUUUUUUUCAACUCUUUCGCGUUGAAUUUUUGUUAUUGCGGUUGAGGCGAAUAACAGAUGCAUUGCACAUUUUGUAUGAUUUGCGCUGUGAUGCAAAUUCGCUUCUAUAUAAUUAUAGUACUUAAAUUUACGUUUGGUGUAAAGUCAGUGUCCGAACUACACGCAACGCUGCGACACACGAUUAAAAACGAUCUUUUCCAUGUUGAAAGGAGUCUAUGUUAGAAGGAAUCUACUAAAAUGUUCUAAACAUUCGAUGUGCGAAAUUUUUAUUUUAGAAAUAUUUUCUAUUUUUGAGGUGUCGUGGCCAAACAACAACAUGAACUACAGUGACUAUGAUCACCUCAGGUGCUGAUUAUGUGCUUUAUUCAGUGUUAAAUGCUACUAAUGCAGUUUUGAAUAGCAUUUUAGGUGACAUUUAUGGUUAUACUGAAAGCGGAAGCAGAUAGUUCACCUCAGAUUUAGAAAAUAAAAUAUUUAGCAAACAUAGUUUGAAAACGUUAGAACGUUUUCUACGCAAACCAAGGAUUUCGAACUGAACUCUAAAAAGAGAGCCAGUUUUCUGCAAUAGAGAGAGUUUGUGCAGGUCAAAGAGACGUCAGUGAAAUUUUGUUUUAACCACUGCAUUCCUUUGACCAAUUCGUAAUGGGGACGAAAAUGCCAUCAGCAAGUAUUAAAAAAAAAAAUUGCAAAUCCUGUGACAAAAUUAUAAUUAUCAAUAAGAAACAGCGCCUGCACAUGAUAACGUGACAUGCUAUCUCGCCAAUUGAAGUACCAAAGGUUGCUGCUAGUAGUGAAAUCAUUAUUAUUUUCUCUCUUUGUUUUGAGUCGGUUCACAAGCUAGUCGUUGAGCUUUACUAGCGCGUCUUUUUGUUGUGCUGCCAAAAACACUACACAACUACGUUUCAUGGGAACAAACAUUGUCGUAGCUUAUUUUAAAAUAACUAUUAUUAAGCAAGAUGUGUUUUCCAAAGAACUAGUAUCUACAUGUCGACAGUUUAAACUAACUUUAACUAACCUUCUUCAAACUGUUUUCGUUUUGUUAAAUUGCGCGAAUGUCUGCUAGCACCCCUUGUGGUGACUCUGAGAAUGCAGCGUUAUAUUUAGAUGCGUUUUAUUGCAAAAUUACACUUGAAACUGAGAAGUUUCACCAAAAAUAUCUGUUGACGUUUUUUUUAUAAAUCGAAAAACAAUCAGUUGCGCUUUUAACAUAUAAACAUUUAAAUUCUGAUUAAAAAACUAUCCGUAAAGCAAAUGUUAUGCUAGUCGUAACUGUUUUAAGCUUGUUUUUCACACCUGAACAACAUUAUUACAACUCGCGAACCUCAAACUUUUCAUAUUAUAAUUAUUUUUAUUUCUGUGAAAUGAUACUGUGAUCGCAUUUAUAUCCGAGUUCAGAUCGCUGAUUGAAUAUCUGACUCCAGAGUUUAUAUGAAUAUUAUUUAAUAACAGUUUUAUUAGUUAGUUUUCUGAAUCAGAGGCUGCGGUCGUGCAUAUCAUUAUGUAAAGCCAUGUUCACGUAUGUCACCUUUGACCUUUCCACGUUAGGCCUCGGUGUGAGGUCAUUUCCUGUGAGUGCUGCUAACUGCUUCCUGUCUACAUGACAUACCGAAUCUGUGUGUUGUGUCCAUGUCUUCCUGUUUCCUGGAAAUGUGAAUGAUUCUUCCAUCUGAACGACCGAACGCUUUUGUAAAACAUCAGAAGAGCAGCUAAAUAAAACUACAGGGUCAAACUUCA